Messenger RNA from Rotaria sp. Silwood2, 957 nucleotides. The record is from the annotation of a GenBank genome assembly. Lineage: Eukaryota; Metazoa; Rotifera; Eurotatoria; Philodinida; Philodinidae.
AUGAAUACCACAUGUUCACAACCUCUUUUAUGGAGUCAAGCUAUUAUUGACAAUGCAAAGCCUCAACUUUAUGCUAGUAUUAUUGCUUUAUUUACUCAUUUAAUAUUUUGGCUUCAAAUUAUUUUUUGUUCAUCUCUUCGACAAAAAUCACUUCAAUGGAUCUACUCUUAUCUUAUCACUGAUAUUCUUCUUCUUGCUCACUUUUUCUUUAGUUAUUUUGUUCAUACAACAUCUACGAACUGUAAACCAAGCAGAUCAUGGGUUUUAUUUAUCUGCUAUUUUGAAGCAGCACUUGAUAAUUAUCUCAAUAUAACUGAAGUAUAUAUUCUAUUAGCUUUGAAUAUAUGUCGGUAUAUACGAAUAGCAUACAAUCGAAAUGUGUACCAAGUCCAUAUGAAAGUAUUGAUCUUGACUGAAUUUGGUAUCUUUUUAAUACCAUUAAUUAUUUUUAUUCUGGAAUUUCUUUUUGGUUGGACUGAGAUAAAAGAGCUUAUUAGAGAUAGUUGUGACGUAUUUUAUACGAAUAUCUAUAUUCAAAUAUUUAAUACAAUUUUCGGAUAUGCAUUACCAAUGUUUUUGAACAUGCUGGUGAUUUAUGCUGGUAUUCGUCAUAUUCAUUUAGCAUCAACUUUACAACGGACACAACAUCAUGUUUCAGCUCGUGAAAAAUAUCAUCAUUCAUUAGUUAUUCAAUUUCUUUGUUUCUAUCUUAUUUGGGGUGGACUUUGGUCGCCAUAUGUUAUUAUUUCUCAAGUAUCAUUUAAUAAUCAGAAUGUGAUGAAUACUGUGACGCUGCUUAGUUUUAUUCAAAUAGCAUUUGAUCCAAUAAUCAUCGCAGCUUUAGAUGUUCGUUUUUGGCAUGAAUGGCGAAAAGUCUACUUUCAUGUAAAAAACACUAUAUUCUUUACUCGACUUAAUCAUGGACGAAUUCAACCUUUAACAGUGAAUCUUAAUUAA